This is a messenger RNA of Ananas comosus (pineapple), 1303 nucleotides long. RefSeq names its product eukaryotic translation initiation factor 3 subunit F. The record is from RefSeq and is a predicted model, not a curated record. Gene Ontology annotation, biological process: translational initiation. Gene Ontology annotation, cellular component: eukaryotic translation initiation factor 3 complex, eIF3m. The transcript is spliced from 6 exons. Lineage: Eukaryota; Viridiplantae; Streptophyta; Magnoliopsida; Poales; Bromeliaceae. Gene Ontology annotation, molecular function: translation initiation factor activity; translation initiation factor binding; metallopeptidase activity. Bases 98 to 952 code for a protein of 284 amino acids.
CCGCCCGCGCAGCUCAUCAAAAACCCUAGAAGAGAGCGCUUCUACAUCAUCAUCAUCCUCCUCCUCCUCCUCCUCCUCCUCCACCUCUGCCUCCGCGAUGGCGUCGUCGUCGACGGUGCUCCAGUUCCACCCCUCGGCGACAAUCGUGAGCGCGAGGGUCCAACCCGUCGUCCUCUUCAACAUCUGCGACAGCUACGUGCGCCGCCCCGACCAGGCCGAGCGAGUCAUCGGCACCCUCCUCGGCUCCGUCUCCCCCGAUGGCACCCUCGACAUUAGGAACUCCUACGUCGUCCCCCACAACGAAUCCGCCGACCAGGUUGCUUUGGAUAUUGAUUACCAUCACAACAUGUUCAGUUCCCAUCAAAAGGUGAAUCCAAAGGAAGUGAUAGUUGGAUGGUUUUCAACUGGCUUUGGUGUUUCUGGAGGGAGUGCACUGAUUCAUGAAUUCUAUUCGAGAGAAGUACAAAAUCCUGUUCAUCUUACUGUUGAUACUGGCUUUAGAAAUGGGGAGGCUUCCAUCAAGGCUUAUGUUUCUGUUAGCUUAUCUCUUGGAGAUAAGCAACUCGCUGCACAAUUUCAAGAAAUUCCUCUUGAUCUAAGGAUGAUUGAAGCAGAAAGAGUUGGAUUUGACUUGCUAAAGACAACGAAUGUGGAUAAGCUUCCUAAUGAUCUAGAAGGAAUGGAGUCCUCAAUGGAGAGGCUGUAUGCUCUUAUUGAUGAUGUUUACAAAUAUGUGGAUGGCGUUGUUGAAGGACGCAUAACACCAGAUAAUAACAUUGGUAGAUUUAUUGCUGACACUCUGGCUUCAAUGCCUAGAAUAUCUCCAGCAGCUUUUGACAAGCUAUUCAAUGACAAGAUUCAGGAUAAUCUUGCAUUGGUUUACUUGUCGAGCCUUAUAAGGACACAGCUCAGCAUAGCCGAGAAGUUGAACACGGCUGCUCAGAUCUUGUAGUUUUCUCCUGUAUACGAAUCGAAGCGGGUAACUUACUGAUGCUAUAUCUGCUAGUAAAUUUGAUCUAUAGUAUUCCUUAUUGAAGGUGUGAAAUCAGCAGGUUGGCAUAUUCUUGCUCCAUUAUUUUUAUGGUUUCUUAUUUUCAAAGAAUCUGAAAGUUCAUCUUGUUUCUGUGCUACUAUAGUACUACUUAGAGGUUCACUGUACUGUUGGGAUGUGGUUUAGUUCAGAGCAACUAGAGAGAUUUAUUGUUGUUGUUUCCGGAUGAGUAGGUUUUGUUCUCUCAUUUCUAAUGAAUUUGAUGUUUUUGUUCGACUUGUUUUGAGUUUUGACCUUGUGCAUUAUUUCAAA